AAAAUCAAAUCAAAUCACCUUAAGUAGUCUUUUACUCCUAGAGAAAUUUUGUAGAUACUAGAUAGAGAGGAAGCCAAAGACACCUUGAUAAGUAUUAUUAUAAUGGAGCAUGGUGGCAAAGAAGACCAGACGACGACGUUCAACAAAUAUGCCUUUGCUUGUGCUGUUGUUGCUUCAAUGGUAUCCAUCAUAUCUGGCUAUGACACUGGCGUUAUGAGUGGAGCAAUGAUAUUCAUCAAGGAUGACAUUGGAAUCAGCGACACCCAACAAGAGGUUCUAGCAGGAAUCUUGAACCUAUGCGCAUUGGUGGGGUCUUUGGCCGCAGGAAGAACCUCCGAUUACAUUGGUCGCCGCUACACAAUCUUGUUGGCCUCACUCCUCUUCAUGGUUGGUGCAAUUCUCAUGGGGUAUGGUCCAAACUACGCAAUUCUAAUGCUUGGAAGGUGUGUUGGUGGUGUUGGUGUAGGCUUUGCUCUCAUGAUAGCACCGGUUUAUUCAGCAGAGAUCUCCUCUGCAUCGUCAAGGGGGUUUCUAACCUCGUUACCCGAGCUUUGCAUCGGCAUUGGGAUCUUACUUGGGUACAUAUCAAACUACUUCUUGGGGAAAUUGACUUUGAGGCUAGGAUGGAGAUUGAUGCUUGGUGUAGCAGCACUUCCCUCGCUCGCUUUGGCCUUGGGGAUUCUGGCAAUGCCAGAGUCCCCAAGGUGGUUGGCGAUGCAGGGAAGGCUUGCGGACGCAAAGAACGUGUUCUUGCGUGUCUCCAACACCGAACAGGAGGCCGAACUCCGAUUCGGUGAAAUAAAAGUUGUGAUGGGGUUUAAUGAUUGUGAAGUCGAGGAGAAAAAUGUGAAGCCCUCUUACAAGUCUCAAGGGGAAGGGGUUUGGAAAGAGUUGCUGGUGAGACCGACGCCAAAAGUGCGUUGGAUGCUGAUUGCAGCCGUGGGGAUUCAUUUCUUCGAGCAUGCAACGGGCAUUGAGGCUGUGAUGUUGUAUAGUCCAAGAAUCUUCAAGAAAGCUGGUGUCACUAGUAAAGAUAAGCUUCUUCUUGCAACGGUUGGUAUUGGCCUCACAAAGAUCAUUUUCUUGGUCUUGGCUUUGUUUUUGCUUGACAAAGUUGGUAGAAGGCGUCUUUUGCAAAUCAGCACUGGGGGAAUGGUUUGUGGGCUCACACUUUUGGGUUUUAGUUUGACUAUGGUGGAUAGUUCUAGUGAAAAGCUCUUGUGGGCUUUGAGCCUUAGCAUUGGGGCCACUUAUGGUUAUGUUGCUUUCUUUAAUGUUGGGCUUGGGCCUGUUACUUGGGUCUAUGCGUCGGAGAUAUUUCCUUUGAAGUUGAGGGCGCAAGGGGCUAGUAUAGGAGUUGCAGUGAAUAGAACCAUGAAUGCAGUGGUUUCCAUGAGUUUUAUUUCGGUGUACAAAGCGAUCACUAUAGGUGGGAGCUUUUUCAUGUUUGCUGGAAUAUCUAUAGUGGCUUGGGUGUUCUUCUACUUUUUCCUUCCUGAAACCAAAGGCGUGCCCUUGGAAGAGAUGGAGAUGGUUUUCAGCAAAAAAUCCAGUGGGAAAAAUGUAGCAAUAGAAAAUGGUCCAAGAUAGAAAGUGUAGUGUGUUAUAGUGUUACAGUGAGAAAAACCAUUUGAGAGAAUAGGUGUGAUUAUGUAGCAUUCUGGGCUACAUGCUGUAAAAUUCAACACACUAGAUUUUAUGUAUUGUUCAACCAAGAUCCA
Messenger RNA from Glycine soja, 1721 nucleotides. RefSeq names its product probable polyol transporter 3. Gene Ontology annotation, molecular function: carbohydrate transmembrane transporter activity. The record is from RefSeq and is a predicted model, not a curated record. Bases 103 to 1590 code for a protein of 495 amino acids. Gene Ontology annotation, cellular component: membrane. Gene Ontology annotation, biological process: transmembrane transport. The transcript has 2 exons. Lineage: Eukaryota; Viridiplantae; Streptophyta; Magnoliopsida; Fabales; Fabaceae.